CGCCGCCAUUAGCCUAUAGGGGCUAUAGGGCCUAUAGCUGAGCUGGAUUUUGAUCGGCACGGUCUCCGAUGCUAUGCCACCACCUCUGCGGCCCAAGGGCGAGCACCGUGAGGCUCCAUCUGACGAACGGCCAACCCUUGCCUCGGUCUUUGCACCGCCCAAGCGGAAGGUGGCUCCGGAGGCUAUCAAGGAAGAUGCAGUGAGGCGGGCUGUGCAGCAGGGCUGUCCCACUCUCGAUGAAGAUGCCAUCGACUACUUGGCCAACAUGGCCGUGUCCUUGGUGCAAGACUUCAACGAUGCUGAAUCGUUGAGACAGGAGUUGGAGGAGGGCUUUUUACCUAUGCUGGAAGAGUACGAGAUCUCCACGGAAGACGCCCAGAGUCUUUGUGCUAGCGUGUUGCAGGCCGCAGCGCCUAGUGACGGGCCGGCCGCUGAGUUGGGUGCAGUGGAUGAGGCAGAGUUCUUGUGCUAUCUUCCGAAUUUGCUGCUAAUGUACGGUGGUAGUCCAGAGCCAUUGUUGCGAGGUGCAUGUUUGGAGAUCAGGCGUGGCCAUCGCUAUGGAGUGGUUGGCUCCAAUGGAUCUGGCAAGACCACAUUGAUGGCAAGGAUCGCCAGCAAAGACAUAUCUGGCCUUCCUGAAGAUUUGCGUGUGGUUUUGCUGCGCCAUGAGGCCAUCCUGCAGGGCGUUCGAAGGUCGACAAAGGUCCGCGACUACGUCCAGCAACGCAAUGUUGGCGAGGACGCGGCCUCUGAGGAGGACAUGGAGAAUGCUCUGCAGUGCAUGGGCUUCGAGACGGAGGAGCAAAUGGGCAAAGCAGUUUUGGAGCUCAGUGGCGGAUGGCAGAUGCGAUUGGCAUUGGCCUGUGCUGUGGCGCGCAAGGCGAAUCUGCUCUUGUUGGACGAGCCAACCAACCACUUGGACGCUGAAGGCGUCAAAUGGCUGGUGGACUUUAUCAACAAGACUUGUGCUGAUGACCAGGGAGCUGCAAUGAUCGUGUCCCAUGAUCCAGACUUUCUAGAUCUGGUUUGUACAGAUGUUGUUCACUUUUCUCCCAAUUCUCAAAAAGGGAAGUUGGCUUAUUAUCCGGGCAUUUUCUCCGCCUUCAAGGCCAACCAGCUGAACGGAGACGAUGCAGAGGCCAAGCGCGUUCUGGAGACCGAACAGGAAUCGAGCUUGGGUUUGGGCCCAAACGAUGGGAACCGCAUGGCCUUCCCUAUUCCGGAAAGAAUUGGUGAUACCACCGCAGAGCGCAAGGCAGCAGUCGUGACUUUAGACAAGGCCUCCUUCCAGUACAAAGGUGCUGACAAUUUGGUCUUUGAGGACAUCUCCGUGGAGCUCAGCAUGUCGAGCCGAGUCGGCAUCGUCGGGAAAAACGGAUCCGGAAAAUCCACAUUAUUGUCCAUGCUCGCCGGCCGAAAGCAGCCCACCACUGUUGGCGGAAGGACUGGCAGGCUUUGGUGGCACAAGGAUUUGCGUCUGGCUUACAUCGCCCAGCAUUCCUUGGUGCAUUUGGGGAACUACGUGGAGAAGACACCCUUGGAAUACAUGCAAAUCCGAUUUCGACGCGGGUUUGACGAGGAGACGCCCAUCGUGCGUGGUGAGAAGCUUCUCUCCAAAAAGGAGGAGGAUGAAAUGCGUAGCGUCGGUUUGCGCCACGGCAAGCGAGGCAAAGCUGUGGAGGCUUUGAUCAAUCGUAUCGAGCUUACAGAUGGCAAGGAGAAAAUCAAAGAAAAGGACCGAGAAUUCAUGUACGAGGUCAAGUGGAAAGAUCUCAGCCCUGCCGAGAACACCUUCGAGCCAAUUAGCAGGCUUAAACAGCUCAAGGCCUUGAAGCUGGUGGAAGACCUGGAUUCCCGGAUUUGGGCUGCUUGGGCUGGUUGUCCUCAACGGCCAUUGACGGACCGUGAAGUGCUUCAGCACCUGGAGCCUUUUGGCCUCGACGAGGAUGUGGUUUGCCAUCGGAGAAUCUCGGUGCUCUCCUCUGGACAGAAAUGCAAACUGGCCUUGGGCGCCGCCUUUUGGACCAGGCCCCAUGUGGUGUGCUUGGACGAGCCAACGAACUAUUUAGACACGGACACCGUGGAGUUGUUGAAACGUGCUAUGCGUACCUUCCGCGGUGGCUUUGCAGUGGUUUCUCACAACGAGAAGUUGAUUGAAGAGGUCUGCGAUGAAGUUUGGACCGUCGAGGACGGUCGUGUGAAAGCCGAGCGCCGCCGCACCAAAUGACCGCUCCGCGGCGGUUCGGCGGGUCGUCCAG
Durusdinium trenchii is the source of this 2258-nucleotide messenger RNA. The record is from the annotation of a GenBank genome assembly. Lineage: Eukaryota; Dinophyceae; Suessiales; Symbiodiniaceae.